AUGGGCUUUCCGCAUUUUCCAGUCUUUCCUUUCCUUAUCCGGAAAGGUCGAAUACGCCUCUGGGUUUGCUAGAACCGGACAUCCUAACAAUCAUUGAGGACUUUCUUCUAUGAUUUUGCUCCGAUGGGCAUUUUCUCGAGGUGUCAAAUUGCUCUUGAACUGACUACGUCACUAUCGUGGAAACGCAAGCAAGAAAUCAAGAAAUCUGUUACUGCAAAUGAUGGCAUCGUCUCUUACAUUAUUACGAAACAGACCAGAUUCGUAGUUGUGAGUGACGUCGAGAAGACCAAGAGCUUUCCUUCAUACAAAUGUCGAACUGCAGCGAAAUAUGGCGUGCCGGUCGUCUCUCUGGCAUUUUUAGAAGAAUGCUGCAAGGCCGAGAAACUGCUAGACUCCGAUCCGUUUGUAGUGUUUGGAAAGACGGCGUCACAAGAAUUCAGUUCGGGAAAAAUUAUUGUGCCUAGACAAGGAGCAAAGAAGGAGAGACGGAUGCGACCUGCUAUCAUGAUCAAUAUGAAUAAAGUCGAAGUGUGGAAGUUUGGUGACUCUUCUUGUCCUGUGUUUGAUGAGGAUGCUUACGAAGUUGCAAAGAGUUCAACUUUGAAAUCUGUAAACUCCAAGACUGGUCAGACUCGAUUCUACGUUAUUGAGCUUCAUGUGUCACCUUCUGCAUGUCAGACACAGAUAUCAGCAGACAGUCCAUAUAGAGUGUUUACCCAUUCUGGGACAUUAGGCGCCAGCAGUGAUACGGAUGAAAAUGGACAGAUGGAAUGUCGAUUCUUUACUAAAGUAGCAGAAGCAGAAUAUGUGUACGGUCAUUUGUAUCAGCAGCACACAAAAUCACCUCACAACAUGAGCAAAGUUCAAUUUUUAUCACCUCGAAUUGGAUCAGUCAAGCUAAGAAAGAUUUUUGCUGAGCUGAGAUUAUCAACUGGUGUGCAGUCUAUACAGCCUCGAGUAGCGAGAUUAGUCAACUGCAUAUGGUCUGAGGCAAGCGGUGAACUAUCAUCAAUAUUGAGUGUUCCAGUUGAGUCCAUUAAAUGUGAUGAUGCUCGAAAAGCGGAAGGCUUUCUUUUGUCAAUCCGGAAAGUUCUAAGUGAUGGAACAAUGAGCAGUGGAGAGAGAAGCAAAGAACUGCAGAGGCUAACCAGAGAAUUCUAUUCUCUUGUUCCUCACUCUGACCAAUCAGAUAUAAUUGAUACAAAGUUAAAGUUGGCUAGAAAACAAGAUCUGUGCCAGUUGAUAAAGGAUGUCGUCUCUGUAAGUGAAGCAACUGAUUGGUCAACAAGAAGCAGCAUUCAAGCCAAACUGCGAGCUUUACGGUGUGAAAUUCAAAAUGUAGAGCCAGACAGUCAGGAAUACUGCCAGAUACAGAAUCAUGUCCUGAGCCAUGAGAAAUCAUGUUGUGGAUUGAAGGUAUCCUCGAUAUAUGCUAUUCAUCGGGCAUCAGAAGAUUCUAAUUUUGCUAGCCAUUUGGACAAUCGACAGCUCUUGUUUCACGCUUCACAGGUUGCCAACUUUGUGGGGAUUCUGUCGAGAGGACUGUUGCUGCCUAAGAUAGUGGUGGAUGAUUAUGGUGGUAAGAGAAGUGACCCAGGAAUGUUGGGCAGUGGAAUCUACUUUGCGAGUGCAUCCAGUACUAGUGCUAAGUAUUCAUUUCCUGGUAAGUCUUGUGGCACUCGAUUCAUGCUCAUUGCAGAAGUAGCACUAGGACGUGUCAGCUCAACAUAUCAUAAGAAUACAGAGUUGGUUGCACCACCUGAUGGGUUUGACAGUGUUUAUGGCAUGGCCAUUUCAGAGUCCAGUUCCGAUUUAGAGUUUUCAGACUUUAAGGAUGACGAAUUUGUUGUUUAUGAUGUCAGGCAACAGAGACUUAGGUACUUGGUUGAAUUCAACUUAUCUAGUGAUGAUAUCAAAACAGAUUCAAGUGAGGAUGCUGGUGAUUGUUCGUCUGAGACUGAGGACAUAGAGAUGCUGGAUGUCCAUCACGAAGCGAAUGAAAGUAGCAUUGCUGAGAUUGACUUGCAUGAUGUUCAGAACGUUACUGACCCACUCAGUAAAGUCAAAGCCGGUCUGCUUGGCAGUGGAGAUGCUGCCGUGCCGCUUCAGUCUGUUCACGUUCGAGCCAAACUUCUCGACUUAGCCACCCAAGUGGUUGUUCUGCAAGCAUAUCAUAAUGAGAGCACGGUUCCUAUCGAAGCCAAGUAUGUAUUUCCACUGGACGACAUGGCUGCUGUUUGUGGCUUUGAGGCAUUCAUCAACGGGAAACACAUAAUCGGAGAAGUGAAAGAGAAGGAACAGGCACACAAAGAAUACAAGGAGGCAAUCAGUCAAGGACACGGUGCUUACCUAAUGGACGAGGAAACACCCGAUGUGUUCACUGUGAGUGUUGGAAAUUUGCCACCAGAUGCGAACGUUCUAAUUAAGAUUACUUAUGUGGCCGAGUUGGCUGUGGAAGGAGAGCACAUUGUGUUUCGACUACCCGGUAGUGUUGCACCGUGGAAGAAAACUGCAGCUCUCGGUGAAGUGACACAGACUGAUGUGGACACAGUCAAAGUUGAGCAAGAUACGUCAAGGUUUUCAGUGCAGAUUUCAAUAGAGAUGCCAUUUGAGAUCAAAUCAAUUCAGUCUCCUAGUCACAAACUAAAGACAAAGAGGACGGCAACGAUGGCAAUGGUGGAACUGGAAGAUGGUCAGCAGUUGAACGAUGGUUUACAGUUGCUUGUCGGUCUUGCUGAAAUUCACGUUCCACGCAUGUGGGUUGAAAAGUAUCCCAGUUCUGAGCACAGAGCUUGCAUGCUGACGUUCUAUCCCGAGUUUGAGGCUGACUUUGACAGUGAUUAUGAAGUGAUUUUUGUUUUGGAUCAGUCCAAUUCAAUGAAGGGGUCGGCUAUUGAGGAUGCUCGAAAGCUGGUGAUGCUUGCAUUGCAUCACCUUCCAAAUCACUGUCGAUUCAAUAUCGUUGGAUUUGGAUCCGCUCACGAGGAGCUCUUUCCUGUGAGUCAACACAAGAACAAAGAAACAACGACUGCAGCACAUCAAUACAUCAGGUCAUCUAAAGCUACACUUGGCAGUACCGACGUUUGGAGACCUCUGAGGUCAUUCAUGUUGACAGCACCUUCAGACAGCAAUGACGCAGCUACUUUGCCUCGAAAUGUUUUUGUCUUUUCGGAUGGUCAUAUUAGUGAAGAAGAGGCGACGCUGGAAUGUAUCAGAAAGAGCUGUCAUCUUACAAGAGUCUUUACUUUUGGAGUUGGGUCAACGGCUAAUCGUCACUUUUUACGCUCAAUGGCGCAUGUGGGAGGCGGUUGUUCAGUUUUCUUUGACUCGAAGGCAAAGAGCAAAUGGGAAAGAAAGGUAAAGUCACAGCUGGAAAAAGCAGGACAGCCGGUCUUGACUUCUGUUGAAGUUGACUGGCAACAGUUUGAUGACAACAAGACAUCGAAACCUGUUCAGGCGCCUGCAGAGAUUAUUUCGCUGUUCAGUGGAUCGAGACAAGUGGUAUACGGAUUUGUUGACAACUGCACGAUGGCUACGUUGACGGCUCAUAUCGGUGGGAAGGAAGUAUCUACAGUGGUAUCCACUUCUGACUUGAGUGUGACAACUGGGAAAAUUUUGCAUCAGUUGACUGCAAGAGCGAUAAUCAGGGACUGGGAUGAAGGCACUCUGGCUGCCGACAGGCUUGAACAUGAAAUUGUGAAACAUGACCGGAAGGCGUACAUUAUCAACUUGAGUAAAGAAUAUUCCAUUGUCACACAAUUUACCAGCUUCGUUGCUGUUGAACACCGAGACGAGUCUGAACAACUUUACAGGUCGAGUGGUCCAUCUAUCGAAGAGCUUGUUGCUAAAGAAGAUAUCGAUAUUUUGCCGUAUAUCGGGUGGGCUGAUUAUGAAAAAGAGAAAGGAAAAGAACAUGCAUUAGAACUGAGUGCCAAAGAAACGAUUGCGCUUGCUCUAGAACAAGGGACAUCUAGUCAAGACUUCUCUGUCUUGCAGGCAGAACGUGCAUUUCGAGAUGCACAUGAAGUUGCUCAGAAACACUUGGUACCCAACCAUCCUUUGCGUUUGAAGGCAUCUCUUGCUUUUGCAUCCUUUUUGCAGGAUGUGAAGAUGGAAACAGAAGAAGCCUGUCGGUUGGCACAGGAAGCAUUUGAUGAUGCUAUCUGUGAGUUGGACACGUUGAGUGAGGAAAGCUACAAAGAUAGCACACUCGUCAUGCAAGAGCUGCGAGACAAGCUGUUUGCAUGGAAAGGAGAUAAGGAGGUUGAUGAAAUCAAACAGACGAUGUAUGAUCAUAUGUGUAUUCUUGAAGAAGCACUCGAAGGCGUGUCUGUCGAGCUUGACGCUAUGCUUGAAGACGAGCUUUAUACACCACCACUGGAUAAAGGUGAGAUAUUUAGUUCGGCUUAUGCUAUGGCUUUUGAAUCUUGUCAACUAUCUGCACCAUCUGUACCACUGCCACCACCACCACCUCCACCUUCUGCAGUUGAGUCAACGUAUGACACAUUUUAUUCUUUUGAUGAUAAAUGGUCAGAACCUGUAGUCAUUGACACAGGAAUGGACACUGUGAAGGCUGGUGUGGCUGGAGACGACGCACCAGGUGCAGUCUUUCCUGCUUUAGUUGGGAGACCCAGACAUCAGGGUGUGAUGGUGGGAAUGGGCCAGAAGGACAGUUAUGUUGGCGACGAGGCGGUCUCUAAACGAGGGAUACUGACAAUGCGUAGCCCUUUUGAUCUGCGUCCCAAACAAGAACUGAAAGCAAAAGUUGUUCGCGACUCUUCUGCAGCAGCUCCUUCGAAAAAAGCCCUCAAAAAGGACUUGUCGUUGACCAGAGUUGCAGAAAGGGUUGCAAGUAGUGAUUCAAUGUUUACACCAGGGCCAGACAGUCUUAAAUUGCAUGCCAUUACGGAUGAAGACAAGUUCCCACUACCUGUAGCCUGUAGUAUGAAAGCCCGUGGACCAGUGCUAUGGACUAAAAGGCAAAACUCUCAACCAUCCCUACCACCAUCACCACUACCACCAUCACCACCAUCAGGAGGCGCACCACCACCACCAGGAGGCUCACCACCACUACCAUUAGGAGGUGCAGCACCACCACCACUACCACAAUUUCGAAAUUCACGUCAAGAGAGAGUACCACUUUUUGCAUCGUUAAGUGAAGCACCGAUUGCAGCACUACCAGUACAAGCACAACCACCAAUAUUAAUGCGAUGUGCUGCAAAAAUACGAGUAGGGCCAGUACCACCACGACGAGCACAACGACCACCACCAGCAGCAGCAGCACAACGACCACCACCAGAAGCACCAGUACCACCACCACCGGCACCACAACCACCAGCAGUAGCACCAGUACCAGCAGCAGCAGCACCACCACCACUAGCUAUACAAAAACCAAGAUUAAGAUCACGAUGUUUAGUAUCGUCAGAUGUAUCACGUUCGGUGCCAGCUCAAUCUCAAUUUCAUUCAAUAUCAUUUAGUUUAAAUCUAGCACAAAGUGACUUACCAUCACAAGGUGAGUCUGUACAAGAGCAGACAAUACGACAAACUUCCAGAGCACACACUGGUUUAGCAUCAUCAUUUGAAAACACUGAUGUUGCCCAGUCGAGAAUGAAACGAUUGCCAAGCAGGAAAGUACGAUCAUCGUUCGAUCGUUUGGAUUUUGAGCGUGAGCCGCGGUAUAGGGACUGUAUGAUGACCGGCAGCAGUCCCAUGGUAGUGGCCAAAGAGAAGGCGAUUGGUGGAUUUCUAUCCAUGCCACUGGCGGGAAGAAGAGCAAGAAUGUUCUACGGUCCACCGGCGGAAGGAAGAGGAAGAAAGAUCAACAGUCUGGCAUCUGAGGCUGAUAUGGCCCCGAUGCGCGGUACCGACGUAUGUAAGGGCAGCGACGACGACGACGAUAGCUGGAGUGAAAGUCUUGAUAAAUCAGAAAAAAGUCUAGACGGCAUACCUCACUCGGACCAACAAAGUACAGACAGUCGACGUCCAAUUGCUCGUGGAAACCCGGAUGACAUACCGAAAUUCUUCAGUGUUCAAAAGCCGGAGGGGUAUUGGGAAUUUACUGAGUAUCUCGGCACUCUGUUGAGCUUAGAUCUGAACAAUUUGCGUGAGAAGAUUGAGUCGGCUGGUCUGAAGUCUCUAGGAUCUACCAUCUACAGCAAAGCGAUGCACCUCUUUGCAACCGCCCUGGUUAUCGUCUAUCUACGCCACCACUUCCCUCGCCAGUUCCCAUUGCUGCCGGGACUGCUCAAGGGUUGUGGAGAUAUCGACGUCAGGUGGCGACAGAAUAUGACAAACGCACUGCGUUGGUUUCAGGAAACCGAGAAAACCAUCCCGUCACUCUGUACUCGUUUGGAAAUCGCAAAGUCGUACGAGAAUUUCGCAGAGAUGGCAUUGGGAAUUCGAGAGAAAGUGCAGCAGUGUUUUUCUUGACGAUAUAACUAGACAAUGGUUUGCUGGAAUUAUGCACUAUGCUUGCUUUUUUCGUUUCUAUAGUCGGUGUUUGUACACGUCUAGAUCUCUACACUGCGCAGUUUUCGAUAUCAAUUUAUACACUAAUAUAAUACAUCGUCUUGUU
Molecule: messenger RNA, 6574 nt
Organism: Corticium candelabrum
Lineage: Eukaryota; Metazoa; Porifera; Homoscleromorpha; Homosclerophorida; Plakinidae
Product: protein mono-ADP-ribosyltransferase PARP4-like
Exons: 46
Coding region: 124-6429 (2101 amino acids)
Cellular component (GO): cytoplasm
Molecular function (GO): NAD+ poly-ADP-ribosyltransferase activity
Source: RefSeq, a predicted model, not a curated record